Messenger RNA from Porites evermanni, 1781 nucleotides. The record is from the annotation of a GenBank genome assembly. Lineage: Eukaryota; Metazoa; Cnidaria; Anthozoa; Scleractinia; Poritidae.
AAAAGCUGCCAGGAAAUCAAGAAGUUUGGCAAAUCACAAGGCGAUGGUGUGUACUGGAUAGACCCGGAUGGAGGAAACCAUUCCAAUGCAUUCCAAGCUUACUGUGACAUGACGUCAUACGAAGGAGGAUGGACUAUGUGUUACACCACCAAGGAAUACGCCAAACCCAAAACGGAAGUCGCUUACCGCCCCCAGUUUCCUUAUAGUAAAGACGGGUACAGGACGAACUGCAACAACAUCCCAGUAAGCUGACUAUAAAAAUCUGCUUCUGUAGUAAAUUUGUCUGUAGAUCUAACCGUAAUUUGUUUGGAAGUGAUCUCUAUAGACAUCAUACUGAAUAAGUAGUUGUCAUUUUGACUCAUAAAUGCGUUAGUAAGCAAUCCGUAUGUUUAGCCUGCGGGCAGGCUCACUCGUUCGAAUUCGGAGAAAAUUAUUUCCAGCGAGGAAAAAAAACUGUAAAUAAAACUAAACGGCAUUUGAGGCAAAAGUAGUGCAGGCCUACAGACGCUUUUUAUCAUUAAGUUUGAUGUGUGAAUGUUUGUGCCGCGUGUCCAUGGUUUUUGUCAUGAUUAUGUUGCCUGUCGACGCCUGUGUCUUUUAACUAAUUAGAUUGCUGCGUUCGUCAGCGAACGCAGGGUAUUCAAAAAUCAAUAGCUUGCGUGCAGGCUCACUUUUCCUAGGCCCAUUGGCGGCUGCGCCGCCAAAAUAUUUCCCCGAACUCGCACAAGUGAGGCAGGCUAUCGUAUGUUGAGGCCAUUGCGAACAACAGCAGAAAUCGGCCUAGUCCCUAGGCGUUCUCUCUUGCCGUGUUGUCCGCGCGAAGUCUGGGAAAGAGCGGGCGAGUAUCUCUCGGUGACGUCACAGCUCACGAUAGAGUCCCGGAUUGACCGCGCCGAGAACGCCUAGGGACUAGGCUGAGCAGAAACGAUUCCCUGUGUAACUAUAACCUGCGAACACAGACGUAUUUCUGAUCGUCGCUUCUCUCCAUCCGAAAAGCAACGGGUAAAGAGACGCGACGACCGGAAAUAGGUCUGCGUUCGCAGGCUACCAGGCUAUGCCUUUGUUUGAGCUGAUUGUGCUGAUUGAUUCUUGAGUCUGAGAACGUCUAUACACUGCCCACGACCGUCUAUACCUGAAUGCGACAUCCGUCACAUUAAUACCUGGACAAUCUGGACAACUCGCUAUCCUGUUGUGGCCUUUCCCUUUUUUUUUCGUUUAGCGUCGAACGCGUUUCCUGAUAUUGGGUCGGUCGGUUGGAUUGAAAUUGAUUGGGUCGGUCAGACGACGCUAAACGGAGAAAAGAGGAUGGCCUUUGGAAGUCAGGGCUAAGUUAGAGGAUAAAGUACGGUGAUAACUCCUUGGUUGUACUUACAUAUUUGCUUUUCUUCCAUUUUUUAAAGUUUUCUGAAAUAAUAUUCAUCGAUCAUCAAAUGGGUAACAAAGCUUACUUCAAACGACGUUCACAUUCAUCUCUAACAGCGGCAUCUAACGGCUAUGACAAAUCAGCAAGUGCAAGUACAUAUGGAUUAUGGGACGGAGAGGGAGUAAACAAGAAUUAUUCCUAUCAACUGCUGAUUUGUGAUGAUGAUUUCUACUCUGGGUUUUUUGUUUCGGGUUACACGAACUGUUUCAAGAGAUGUGUCCACUGGUGUGGUGACUAUAUAACACCAUACUUCCGAACAGCAUCCACCGAUCCAAAGUACAAAGGAGUGGCCUUCAAUAUCAAUGGUCAUUAUCCCCACGUGGUGGAAAAAAGGCUGAUCAGUGUUGGCCUCCGCUAG